UCUGUCACGUAGAGGUGUGGCUACCAGCAGCGCAGCAUUGUUUGAGAGGAGUUGAGAUGGUAGUAGCGCUUGCUUAGUUAAGAAAUUGUUGAGCAUCGCCGUCCGGAACGCAACGCAACGCAUGAGAUUAGAGAGUGAUCUGCAGCAAAAGAAGACAAUACUUCUGCCGGAACAAGAACGCGACUUGAAGUGAAAUACGUUUUAGAAGUGAAUGGAAUUACACAAGUGUAGGCUAUGUCACCGAUCGCCUUUUAGGGAAUUCAUCAGGAUAAUUGUCUAAAACCACUGGUGAGCUGUGGUAGGAGGGGAAGACCAUGCAUACGACUGCUGUUUGCUCUGAGGAAAACCGUGGAAACUGAUCAAGAUGGGAAACUCUGACAGCCUAUACAGCAUUCCAGGGCCUAAGGGUAACGGUUUAAUAUUUCCCAGGAAGCAGAAGUCUUGCUCCCUAAGGUUCCGCUCAGCCAAAGAGGAGGCCCUGUCCCCCCACAGCUGGUGGAGGAGCAGGGAAGUGGGCGCAGGUUACAAGUCCAGGGCUGCGGGGAGGGGCUGUCUAUCCCAAAACAAGCCCUGCCAGCCCUAUGCCUCCCACCACUAUGACUAUGUAAGCAAUGGGGGCAAGGCCACAGCUAAUAGCAGACAGUGGACAAGCUGUACCCAAGAAAAUGGGUACCACUACGGCUACAACCAGCUCACGCAAGGAAGUUGCUACAAGGCAGCGGGUAACGGCCACGCCGUGAAUGGGUACGGGCCGCUCGAGAGGACGCAGGGCUCCGUGUGGGAACCCAUGGAGGACAAGAGCAGCCCGAAGGUGCUUCUGAGUGAAGACGGCAGUUUGAGGGUGGAGUUCACCAACACUAGCUCCAAGCCAGCACUGGACAGCUUAUGUGGCUGGGGCGGGUCAGAAGGGUCAGAGGAGUCAGGCGGGCCAGUGCAACUGCUCAAAUACUCCCCUACUUUAGAGAUCACGACUGCCCCCGGCCGUCCCGAGGCCCCGACCGACUCCACCCUCAGAACUAGCCAGGGCAGCUCCCUGAGCUCAGACUGCUCCUGGUACGACUCGCCCUGGGGGAACGGAGCGGAGCUCAGCGAUGCCGACAACACCUGCUCCUCUGGCCAGACUACGGACCACAGUGGCACGGUCGACGCUCGCUGCCCUGGCCAACCCGAGGACCACAGCAAUGUAGCUAAUACCCGCUCCUGUGCCUGUUCUGAGGAACCCAACACGGGGAACUCUGUGGUUCUGCAGGAGGAAUUGAGCGGGUUUCACAAGUGCUUGACCAUGCCGGUGUCCAGCUCGGACCUCCACAGGGACUCGAGGAAAGGCUCCACGUUCCCCGCCUCCAAGUCGUCUCACACCCUGGGCGUGAUGUACGGCCUACAGCGCACCUCUGUCGCGUCCAUCCCGGACGAGCCCCUCGAGGAGGACUGCCACGGCGCCCGGCGGUACUCCUCCUACACCCUGCCCUGCCGCAAAGCCAGGCCCGUCGUCGAGAGCAACAGCCGAAAGGACGCGCUCAAGAGCCGUAUCAGGCGCAUCAGCGACUGGACAGGAAGUCUCAGCAGGAAGAGGAGGAAGCUGCAGGAGCCCAGGGGCAGCGAGGCCGGCGACUGUUUAGACAGCGGAGUGGACGGGCUGACGGCGGACACCGUCUCCCAGGUGUCCAGCCUGCUGUGGCACCCCGCCGGCCCCGCCCCGGCCCCGCCCGCCCGCCGCAGGUCGUCCAACGGCCCACUCGGCAGCUACGGCAACGGCGACGCCCUGCGGCAGAACAUCUACGAGAGCUUCAUGCGGGAGCUGGAGACGGGCCGGGGGGCCGAGGAGCGGCCCGAGCCCUCGGAGGGCACGGCGGAGUCCAGCGCCGAGUCACGCGGCUCCCUGGAGCAGCUGGACCUGCUGCUGGAGAAGGAGCAGGGCGUGGUGCGACGGGCUGGCUGGCUCUCCUUCAAACCCCUCCUCACCCUGAGCAAGGACCGGAAGCUGGAGCUCGUCACCCGCCGCAAGUGGAAGCAGUACUGGAUCACGCUCAAAGGCUGUACACUUCUGUUUUAUGAGACGUACGGGAAGAACUCUCCGGAACAGGAGCUCUCUCCGUGCUACGCCCUCUUCGCCGAGGACAGCGUCGUGCAGGCUGUCCCUGAGCAUCCCAAAAAGGAGAAUGUCUUCUGCCUGAGCAACGCCUACGGGGAUGUGUACCUGUUCCAGGCCAGCAGCCAGCCGGACCUGGAGAACUGGGUGACGGCGCUGCACUCGGCCAGCGCCUCACUCUUCGCCAAGCGGCACGGGAAGGAGGACACGGUGCGGCUGCUGAGGAGCCAGACGCAGGGCCUGCUGCAGAAGAUCGACAUGGACGGCAAGAUGAAGAAGAUGGCCGAGCUGCAGCUCUGCGUCGUCAGCGACCACAAGAACAGGAAGGCCAUCGAGAGCCAGAUCCAGCAGUGGGAGCAGAACCUGGAGAAGUUCAACGUGGAUCUGUUCCGCCUGCGCUGUUACCUGUCCAGCCUGCAGGGCGGUGAGCUUCCCAACCCCAAGAGCCUGCUGGCCGCCGCAAGCCGGCCCUCCAAAAUGGCCCUGGGGCGUCUGGGUAUCUUCUCUGUGUCUUCCUUCCAUGCCCUGAUCUGCUCCCGGGAUGAGGCCACGCUGCGGAGGCGCUCCCGGUCCGUCUCCCAGGGGGUCCGGAGCAAAAGGCGGCUCUUCUCCUCCCUGAAGGGGCUGGACAGCCUGACCAGGCGGGGCCGAGAGAAGAGGCAGCCCGCCUCACAGAUUUUCGAGGGCAGCGGCGGAGGGCAGCUCAGCCAUCUUCCUCCGAACAGCUCAGAGAGAUUGGACGGCUUGGUCAAUCAGUGCCCAACAGCACCACCUGAAGGCAGUCACUGGGACAUCAGCUUGGAGACCCAGACCUGCGUGUUAAUGCCAGACCAACAGGUCCUCUCUGUGGCUGUGAAACAGGAGCACUGCAUCGAGGAUGUUCUGUCCUUAGCCUGCAAGCUGAAGCAGCUGGACCCCAGCCAGCACUGCGUGCGUCUGCGCAGACGGGCGGGGCCGAACACAGAGGUCAGCACGCCUGCACCCAAGGACCUUGUGCAAGAGCUGUCAUACGAUGAGCUGGAGGUCCUGCCCCUGAACGUGUACACCUUAUGCAUGUCACGACAGGACGGCACCACAGACUUCGGCUUCGCUGUCACGGGCCACGUGGACGGAUUUGGAAACAGCCGCGUCUUUGUCAGCGAGGUGCUCCCGGAGGGACUGGCCUUCGCCGAGGGACUACGAGCUGGGGAUGAGAUCCUGGUUCUGAACGGGAAGGGCGUGUCCACACUGGACCUGGGCCUGAUGCAGGGGCUUUUCAGCGAGCAGAUGCUAAACCUGACCCUCCGUCGAGAAGACACGGCCCCCGGCGACCAGGGAUCCGACCCCGGCGACCCCUGCCCUCCAGCCCCGCCCCCCAGCCAAUCCCAGCUCUUGGAGGAGUUCCUGGACCAGCACGGCAGCAAGCACACACCCGCAGAUAUGUCUCGGGUCACAGAUGUCUCCAGCGGAUCUGUUGGGCCCUGCUCUGUGGAUGGUUUGGUGAAUUCUCAAGCCAGUGUCGGGAAAGACCACAACAAGAAGACUGUAGAGACGGGCUGUACCCUGUACCAGACAUUCCAGGAGAGCCCAGCCGAGGUACAGAGGGACCCCCCUGACCCCCCGCGGCCCUGCCCCCGCCACAUGUCCGUCACCGAGAGGCUGCGCAAGGUCAUCCAGGAGCUGGUGGACACGGAGAAGUCCUACGUCAAGGACCUGAGCUGUCUGUUUGAGGUUUACCUGAAACCCCUGCAAGAAGAGCCCUUUCUCAGCCUGGAUGAGAUGGAGUCUCUGUUUGGCAGCCUGCCCGAGAUGCUGGACUUCCAGAGGGUCUUCCUGCAGACGCUGGAGGAGCGCAUAGCCUCGUCCCCAGACUUCAGCACCCUGGAGACCCCUGGGCAGUUCAAGAAACUUCUUUUCUCAUUAGGUGGCUCCUUUCUCUACUACGCUGAUCAUUUCAAACUCUACAGCGGGUUUUGUGCCAACCACAUCAAGGUCCAGAAAGUUCUGGAGAGAGCCAAGACGGACCGGGCCUUCAAGGAGUUCCUGGAGGCGAAGAACCCCACAAAGCAGCACUCUUCCACUCUGGAGUCGUACCUGAUCAAACCGGUCCAGAGAGUGCUGAAGUACCCGCUGCUGCUGAGAGAGCUGGUGUCUCUGACCGACAGCGACAGCGAGGAGCACUACCACCUCACAGAAGCCCUGAAGGCCAUGGAGAAGGUAGCCAGCCACAUCAACGAGAUGCAGAAAAUUUACGAGGAUUACGGCACGGUGUUCGACCAGCUGGUGGCGGAGCAGAGUGGACCAGAGAAGGAGGUCACGGAGAUCUCCAUGGGAGAGUUCCUCCUGCAUGCCUCCGUCGUCUGGCUGAACCCCUUCCCCUCGCUGGGUCGCAUGAGGAAAGAUCCGGAACUCACGGUGUUCGUGUUCAAGAAAGCCGUGAUACUGGUCUACCGAGAGAGCAACAAGCUGAAGAAAAAGAUGGCCACCACACGAUCUGCCUUCUCCAACGGCGACCUCGAUCCCUUCAAGUUCCGCUGGCUCAUACCCCAGUCUGCGCUGCAGGUGCGGCUGGGGAACGCCACAGGGACGGAGGGUAACUGCAUGUGGGAGCUGAUCCACACCAAGUCAGAGCUGGAGGGCAGGCCGGAAACCGUGUUCCAGCUGAUGAGCAGCGCCCCGGAGUCCAAGGCCAACAUCGUGAGGGUCAUCCGCGGCCUCCUCCGCGACAGCGCCAGGAAGAACAUGACGGCAGACAAGGCGUGCAGGGAGCGCUUCGCACCACCGCGGGGCGCUGUGCCAACGUCUGCCAGGAUAGGUUCCUCCCGGUCCUCCUGGCUGUCCAAGCGGUCUUCUCCCCCCACCCCCGCCCACACGGACACGGCCAAGGGCGGGCGGCGGGACUCCGACGAGGGCAGCCUGGGCAGCGGCGGUCACCCGGGAGACGACCCCGGCGGCCCCCGGCACAGCCCCAGCCUGAAGGAGGCGGACCGCGAGGAGGCGGACGCCAUCGAGGCUCUCCUCCAGAGACUGCACAUCGCGGAGAAAGAGCCCCCGCCCGCCCAGACGCAGGCCGAAACGCAGCCCGAACCGGACAGGAGGGGCAGCAGCCCGAGCGGGGGGCAGGAAGACUCCCCCUAUGGGGACCUCAACGCGCUUCUGGAGAGGGACUUCAGCGUUCAGAGCCUGGCGUCGGUGAUUAACGAGGACUGCUUCUUCAGCACGGCCGAGAGCAUGGAGAGGACCACUGUCCCCACCCUAUAGGGCUGAACCAUGGGAGGGGGGCUGUCACUGCUCAGAGAGCAGAGUUUCAACUGGUCACCUAUCCCAUGAGGCACCUGUGCUGGACAAUAUGGGCACACCUCAGUGUAUCCACCAAUGGGCCAGGGCUGGAACCUCCUCCGCUUUCGACCUGAAGGGAGCAGGUCACUCUUCCCCGGGCUCUGCCUUGUUGCACCUUGUACAUUAUCUGCCUGCAUUUUAUAACACAUGUACUCUGUUUUUACUCCGAUUUUUUUAAAAGCUCUUUUUUAUUUAUUGAUAGGUAUAUUUUUUAUUUACUGUUACGCUCAGUUUGUCUGAGGAGACAAUUAAGGAAAAAAUUGAAGAAUUUGAUCAAAACAGAUUUGCUGUUUAGUAUUUUGUGUUUUCACACGUUCUCAAUAUUCAGAGACAUUGCUUGUUCAAAGCAACGUGAUUUAAAUUGCUGUUCAGCUUGGCUAAGGAAUACAACCUCCUUUAGGGUGAUGGACUUAUGCAUCUUUCUAUGAAAAUGAAGGAAAAACUGUAUAUUUUUUCAGAAUGGCUGUACUGUAACUUAAUACUAGCAUUUUAUAUUAUUUAGACACUUAAUGUACAGAUGAUUUUUCCCUCUCUUUUACUGCUUUGUGCUUUCUCCAUUAAACAUCACUGUAAAUCUGCCUUUAAAGCUAGCAUACCAAUGAAUGUGAAUGUCAUUUUUUAUUUAUUUUAAAUGUCUUUUUUAUUGAAUAUUACUAUGAAUACAUUUGUUGUCUGUAAGCAAUUGUAUGUUGAGGAUAAGAAUAUAAUGAUACUUUUUUUUUAAAUAAAUUGCUGUUUUAAGGCAGUCAUUUUGUA
Messenger RNA from Conger conger (European conger), 6163 nucleotides. It is a transcript of the gene tiam2b, whose product is annotated as rho guanine nucleotide exchange factor TIAM2. The transcript is spliced from 27 exons. Gene Ontology annotation, cellular component: synapse; membrane. NCBI's taxonomy places the organism in Eukaryota, Metazoa, Chordata, Actinopteri, Anguilliformes, Congridae. Gene Ontology annotation, biological process: activation of GTPase activity; positive regulation of axonogenesis; small GTPase-mediated signal transduction. Gene Ontology annotation, molecular function: protein binding; guanyl-nucleotide exchange factor activity. The record is from RefSeq and is a predicted model, not a curated record. Bases 365 to 5329 code for a protein of 1654 amino acids.